Dipodomys ordii (Ord's kangaroo rat) is the source of this 483-nucleotide messenger RNA. RefSeq names its product WD repeat-containing protein 59-like. The transcript has 4 exons. NCBI's taxonomy places the organism in Eukaryota, Metazoa, Chordata, Mammalia, Rodentia, Heteromyidae. The annotation marks the transcript as partial. Gene Ontology annotation, molecular function: protein binding. The record is from RefSeq and is a predicted model, not a curated record.
CACUGAAGGAAGCAGCUUUCUUCCCUUGGUUUUUCUUUGUAGCUGGUGCUUCCCAGGUCAAAUGGAAUAAAAAAAAUGCCAAUUGCCUUGCCACGAGCCAUGACGGUGAUGUUCGGAUAUGGGAUAAGCGGAAACCUAGCACAGCAGUGGAAUAUUUAGCAGCCCAUCUCUCCAAAAUCCAUGGGCUGGACUGGCAUCCAGAUAGUGAGCACAUUCUUGCUACUUCCAGUCAAGACAACUCUGUCAAGUUCUGGGAUUACCGCCAGCCCCGGAAAUACCUCAAUAUUCUCCCUUGCCAGGUGCCUGUCUGGAAGGCCAGAUACACGCCAUUUAGCAAUGGGUUAGUGACUGUAAUGGUUCCCCAGCUGCGGAGAGAAAACAGCCUGCUACUCUGGAAUGUCUUUGACUUGAACACCCCAGUCCACACCUUUGUGGGGCAUGAUGAUGUGGUGCUGGAGUUCCAGUGGAGAAGGCAGAAGGAAG